AUGGAGCCAGAUGUAAAAGUGAAUGAAGAUUUCAAAAGCCAAUUUAAGGCUUAUCAGGAGCAACAGCAAAGGCGGCUGCAAGAUUUGAUGGAGAGGAAGAAGGAAAAGCAGAACAGGCAGAAGAACACUGGCAGCACAAAGAAGACUAUAAAAGCCCUGAGUGACCUAAACCUGUUUAAUAAAGGACCUCCUGUAAAUGAAGAUGCCAGCAAAAGUUUUCUUGAGGCUGAAAAUGAGAAGCUGCAGGAUCAGCUCCGAGAGGUCCGGGAUGAGAACUGCAGGCUCUACAAACUGGUGUCAGAGAAAGAUUUUGAAAUAAAUCAGCUCCAGAGAAGAGUGCAGGAGGAAAGGUUGGCUCUGUCAGGGGUGUCUGGUAUAGCUGGAGAUGUGGCAGCCACUAAAAUAGUUGAGUUGGCCAAAAAGAACCGUGAGAUAACUGCUGAGUUUGAGAGUGAGAGAGCCAGAGUGAAGCAGCUGAAUCACAAAGUCAAGGAGCUGGAGAGAGAACUACAGGCAGCCACAGAAAAAAUCCAUUCCCUUGGUGGUGAUGCUGCAGGAAUCAAGGAAUCAACUCUGAAAAUACUGGAAGGAAACUUGGCUGAAAGUCCAGAGGUGAAAGCACUGCAGGAAAAAUUGACCACAGCCAAUAUAAAAGUGACGGAAUAUCGGAACCAGCUCCAGAACGUGAAACAGGAACUGAAGCUGACCCAAAAGAUUUUAGCCAAAGAAGUUGGGGAAGAUGUGAAUAUCCAAAGUCUCUUGACCAAUUCUGGCAGCUGGCGUGGACGAGCUCAGCAAAUUCUUCUUCUCCAAACCAGGGUUCGAGAGCUGGAGCAUAAACUGAGUCAAAACAAGAUCACAGCUUCUCUGCUUGAGGUGAAUGAGGGAUUUCUGGCAUUCCCUCAUUCAAGGAAGUUGUCAGUCCAAGAGAAGAAUUUGCUGAAGAUUCGCAGCUUGGAAAAAGAGAAGAGGGAAUCUUUGGAGAAACUCGCUGAGCAAUACAACACUCUCCAAAAAAACCAUGAGGAACUGAAAAAAAAACUGGAUGCCUCAAGAGCCAGGAACCAAGUGCUGUGUGGAGAAGUGAAGAUACUGAACGGACAGAUUGGAACCUUGCUGGAGAAAGGGAAACACGAUGAUGAGCUCCUAGAUGCCUUGCUGACCCAGCAGAAACAAAUGCAAGAGCUCUUAAAGGGCCUGAGCCAGAAGGAGGAUAAGAACAAGGAGCCUCAGCAGGUGGUAGGGCAGCACCUGAACCCUGGGAUUCAGAGACAAAACAUCAUGGAAGACAAGCUCAGGGAGCUGGUGGUUGAGCGAGAAGCAAAGGUUAAAACACUGGAGACAGAGGUGGAGAAACUCGCAUUUCAGGACGAGUCAGAAGCUGCUAAUCUACCAUGCUCUGAGCACUCAGGAGCACCUGAGGGAUCAGGCAGUAGCAAGGCUGGAAGGACAGAAUCUGCCCGCGCAGUGUCCACGAUGGGCCACGUGCUCGUGGAGUCAGCAGCCACAGAGCCUUUCUUCCUCAGGGGUAGCACCCCAUCUGGAAGGUCUGGCACGGACAGCUUGGACUGGGAAGUGCUGCCAGGAGAGAACACAGAGCAGAAGGCUCUGUGCCAGGCUGCUGAAGUGGAGAGGAGCAAGCUCCUGGAGCUGGUGACUGUGCUGCAGAAAAGGUUGGAGGAAAGCAGCAACAAAGUCUUGGAAGCUGAGAAGAAGCUUCGAGAGGAGAAGUGGCAGAGUGACAUCUUGGAACAGCAGCUUGAGAAGCUGCAGGUGGAUCUAGGGAGCAGCAGAACUGCCCAGAAACCUGCCCUGAGGAGCAGAAAAGCCCAGCCAAGCCUCCUCUUGCAUGAGGGUGACAGAGAGGAGCUCCCUGCAGCCCUGUCCAAGCUGUCCCUGGAAUCUCAGGUGGAGGAGCUCAGCACAAGGCUUGGCAUCCAGCUGGAUGAGAACAAAGAUCUGAAGGCUGCUCUGGCGGAGACUGUGAGAAAGAAAGAGGAAGAUUUUUAAACUGUACCGAGACAUAAUGGAGGAUGUGAUAGGUUUUCACAGGCCAUUCAGCAGCACACACAAAAGAAAAGUUAAGCCAGAUAUUCUCAGUCUUUGGGCUGCAGAGCAGGGAGAGAGCCCAGGCACCAGUGUCAUUUUGCAGCCUCAGAUCGUGUCAUUUCAUUAGCAUUUGUGGCAGAGAAACAGAGAUGAAAUACAAAAAGUGAAGCUUUCAUGUGUCAGCAAUUUCUGUCUGUGGGGGUUGGCAAGCAGAGCUGGUUGGUGCAGUUUGGGAAGCUGCAAUUCUGCAGGAGGAUUUUGGGCAAAACCUCCCAGGUUUUAGCACAGUGUUCCCUGAGAGGGCUCGAUAUUCAAUCUGCUGCUGCCUUUAUCAGCUCAGGAAGGAAUUUGCUGUACAAAAGUUGGGCCAGCCCCCUUCCUUAGAACAAAACAAACUCUGUUUUUAUCCCCACGCUGCUACCUGCCUGUCUCAGGCUUUCUGUAGCACUUCAGUGCUGAGGCACAGGAUUAGCCUGACCUGCAGCUACCUGAAAAUCAGCUUUGGGCAGGCUCCUCUCAUCAUUCCAACCUCUUUCUUUGCUUGAACAUCCUGGCAGCAGUUUUCUGAAACUCCAGUGAGUUUCCACUGAAAAAAUGUGCAGAUUACCCCUGCAAUGAGUCCACCUACCUUA
Molecule: messenger RNA, 2681 nt
Organism: Poecile atricapillus (Black-capped chickadee)
Lineage: Eukaryota; Metazoa; Chordata; Aves; Passeriformes; Paridae
Gene: CCDC13
Product: coiled-coil domain containing 13
Exons: 15
Coding region: 1-2010 (669 amino acids)
Biological process (GO): cytoplasmic microtubule organization; non-motile cilium assembly
Cellular component (GO): centriolar satellite
Source: RefSeq, a predicted model, not a curated record